Molecule: messenger RNA, 917 nt
Organism: Selaginella moellendorffii
Lineage: Eukaryota; Viridiplantae; Streptophyta; Lycopodiopsida; Selaginellales; Selaginellaceae
Product: gamma-glutamyl peptidase 5
Exons: 4
Coding region: 10-822 (270 amino acids)
Cellular component (GO): cytosol
Source: RefSeq, a predicted model, not a curated record
AGCCCUAGCAUGGUUUUGGGGCUGCUCGUCUCUCCCGCCGCGUCUAGUGUCCACCCUGGAGCGGCGGUGGCGGCGGCGGCCACCGCGAGAUCUCCUGGCAAAAAAUUCGCGGUGUUUGUGGCCGGCUAUGGCACGGAUUACACAGAGCGCAAGCACGGCGGCUAUGGGGCGCUGCUCGUCAAGCUCUUGAGCGAUCCUGGUGAGACAUGGGAAACUUUCCGCGUUGUGGAUGGGAUUUUCCCCAGCGAGGAACAAUUGGCUGAUUACAGUGGCGUUGUUGUGUCUGGGAGCGCGUACGAUGCGCACGGGAACGAGGCAUGGAUCACGCAGCUCUGUGGAGUUCUUUGCGAUCUACACGAAGAGAAAAAGAGAAUUCUCGGCGUUUGCUUCGGCCACCAGGUUUUGAGCCGCGCGCUUGGAGGAGUGACUGGAAGAGCUCCCGUGGGAUGGGAAGUUGGCUUGAAAGAAAUGUACACUAACGACCACUUUCAGCUGAAGCGAUAUGGAAGGAACAUCCCGAAGAGACUGCGAGUCCUGCAAAGCCAUCGCGAUCAAGUUCUUGAGCUGCCGCCGGGAGGAACACUGCUUGGCUCGUCCCAGAACACGAGAGUGGAGAUGUUUGCGGUGGAGGAUCACAUUCUUGGCAUUCAAGGCCACCCGGAGUUCACCAAGGAUGUGCUGCUCGACAUAAUCGAAUCGCGUCGUGCCUCGCAGGCCCUCUCGAUCACUGAAGCCAAUGAAGCAAAGGCUUCGCUAGAAGCAGCUCAAGACGAGGAUAGGCAGCAGCUUAGUGAGCUUUGCAAGAAUUUCCUGAAGGAUUAAGAGGUUAAUUGGAAAACACAUGUGUAUAAGUCAAAGGUGGUAAAACCUGGUUAAGAUGGGAUAUAUUAUAUAUACAAAGGUGGUAGGGAUGAAAA